Dendrobium catenatum is the source of this 6152-nucleotide messenger RNA. RefSeq lists its product as uncharacterized. Bases 400 to 5292 code for a protein of 1630 amino acids. Gene Ontology annotation, cellular component: nucleus. Gene Ontology annotation, molecular function: chromatin binding. Lineage: Eukaryota; Viridiplantae; Streptophyta; Magnoliopsida; Asparagales; Orchidaceae. The transcript has 4 exons. The record is from RefSeq and is a predicted model, not a curated record.
GCGUGGUCUCUCCAAUAAGGCAAUAUCCAUCUCUCUCUCUCUCUCUCUCUCUCUCAGAUCGCGGUUUCCGCGACCCAAAUCUCUCAGAAAUCCAUUGCUUUUCGUCUUUCGUGUCCUUUCCCGUUCUCUCGGUCGCCCGAUUUGAUUCGAUAGGUCGUCGUUCAGUCGUUGAUGCCCGCUGUGAGAAUUAGGGUUUCGGCGUUUUUGAUCGGUGGAUGAGCGUGACCGCGGCGGAUCUAGGGUUUCCCGGAUCGGUGUUGCGGUAGAAGGUCGGUGCCUAGGGGUUUAUUGGUUCCGUCAUCGGGAACAAGGGGAUUAGUCCAAAGGUGGGGAAUUGAUGUGUCUCGCACGGGGAGGACGAGGGAUCGGAACCAACAACGGCGGGGAAGAUGCAAGGCUAUGCAUGGGCGGCAAGGUGAAGAGAGGAAACGGAGGCAGCACAUGUGGUCGGUCCCUGCGCCCGGUACAGCAGCAGCAGUAGAGAAACCGGCUGUGAUUCUACAGCCACCAUCUCCGGCGGCCAAUUUGGUCCAGACCUCUGCAGAUUCAUUCUUGAAGCAGGACGGCCGGAAAAUUCAAGUGGGUGACUGUGCACUUUUCCAGGCUGGCAAUGCCCCACCUUUUAUUGGAAUAAUACGGUGGUUUUCGACUGACAAAGAGGCUCAUCUCAAAUUAUGUGUAAAUUGGCUUUACCGACCUGCUGACGUAAAGCUUGCAAAAGGCAUUUUACCAGAAGCAGCUCCCAACGAAGUCUUUUACUCGUUCCACAAGGACGUAAUAUCGGCUGCUUCUUUGCUUCAUCCUUGUAAAGUAGCAUUUCUCCGCAAGGGUGUUGACCUGCCAUUGGGAAUAUCUUCAUUUGUGUGUAGGAGAGUAUAUGACAUAGCUAAUAAGUGUUUAUGGUGGCUAACAGAUCAGGAUUAUAUAAAUGAACAUCAGGAAGAAGUAGAUCAACUAUUGGAUAAGACUCGGCUAGAAAUGCAUGCUGCAGUGCAGUCUGGGGGACGCUCUCCAAAGCGAUUGAAUGGUCCAGCAUCGGCGGAGCAGUUAAAAUCUGGUUCAGAUAGUGUACAGAACAGUGGGACUUCCUUUUCUUCUCAACUCAAGGGUAAGAAGAGGGACAGGGGUGACCAUGUAACCGACCCUAACAAGCGAGAUCGGGCUUCGAAAGCCGAUGAUGGUGAUUCUACUGGUUGCAACUUUGACAACAACAUGUUUAAGUCUGAGAUCUCUAAAAUAACAGAUAAAGGGGCCCUUACAAGUACUGAUGGGGUUGAGAAGCUGGUUCAACUGAUGCAAGUUGAUAAUAGUAAGAAAAUAGAUUUAACUUGUCGGGUUCUAUUAGCAGAUGUGAUUGCAGCUACAGAUAGGGUAGACUGCCUGAACAAGUUUGUACAGAUCAGGGGCGUGCCUGUUUUGGAUGAAUGGCUUCAAGAGGCUCACAAAGGGAAAGCUGGUGAUAGGAAUAGUCCCAAAGAGAGUGAUAAAGCUGUGGAAGAGCUUCUGUUGGCUUUGCUUCGUGCGCUAGAUAAGUUGCCUGUCAAUCUUAAUGCCCUCCAGACUUGUAAUAUUGGAAAGUCUGUAAAUCAUUUGCGCAGUCAUAAGAACGUGGAGAUUCAGAAGAAAGCUAGAAGUCUCGUGGACACAUGGAAGAAAAGAGUUGAUGCGGAAAUGAAGACUAAUGAUGCAAAACCUGUUGGAUCUGGCCAAGCCAUGGCAUGGCCGGUCAAACAGGGUUUCUCUGAGGUUUCACAUGUAGGAAACAGGCGAACUGGAUCGGGUGAUUUAUCGUUGAAAAGUUCAAUAACUCAGCAAUCCACAUCAAAGAGCUUAGCUGGGAAGUCUGUUCAUGCAGAUACUGUGAAGUCGACAGCUGUUAUUGUGGGAUCUGGGAAACAGCAAGCAUCUUCUUUGUCAUCUGGAAUAAUUAACUCAAAGGAGGUGCUUUCAAAAGUUGCUGUUGGCAGCGGGAUUUCUGAUCUGCCACAGAUUGUAGUGAAGGAGGAAAAGAGCAGCAGUUCAAGCCAGUCUUGCUCGAGUGAUCAUGGGAAGACUGUUGGCUCUUCCUUGAAGGAAGAUGCUAGGAGCUCUACUGCAGGAUCAGUGAAUGCCAAUAAGACCUCUGGCGGUUCAUCACGCCAACGAAAGUCUAACAAUGGUUUUAUAGCUAGCAAUAUAUCUGGGGGGCACAAGGAUUCUAAUGCAAGCAAAUCAGUCUUACUUGUCAGGAAUUCGACGAGUGAGAAGUUAAGUCAGGCUGGGAUAAAUUAUGAGAAAACAACGGAUGCGUCUGCUUCAGACCAUGGAAGUAAUCAUAGAUUGAUUGUUAGGCUUCCUAAUCCUGGUCGCAGCCCUGCAAGAAGCACCAGCGGAGGCUCCUUGGAAGACCCUUCAGCUGGUAGCAGAGCAUCAUCUCCUGGUGUCCCAGAUAAACCUGAGCGUGGAGAUCGGAAGGUGAAUGGAAGGGAUGAUGUUGUUAGAACUUAUACUCCUGCAGAUUUCAAUGGAGAAUCAUGGCAAAGCAAUGAUGUUAAGGAGGGAUUAGUCGCAUGUGAUGAGGGUGAUAGAUCACCUGCUAUUAUACCUAAUGAAGAAGUAAGAACGGCUGAUGAAACUCUGAGGGCUAUAGAAAUUUCUAGAACUGCCUGUUCAUCAUCAGGUAAUGAUAAGGGUGUCAAUGUUAGUGAACCCAAGAUGAGGAAUUCUUUUAGCUCCAUGAAUGCGUUGAUUGAAAGUUGUGCUAAAUAUUCUGAGGCUACUACACCUUUAUCAGGAGGAGAUGAUAUAGGCAUGAAUUUACUUGCGAGUGUGGCUGCAGGAGAAAUUUCCAAAUCUGAUAUAGUUUCACCCCCUCCAUCUCCAGGAGGUUCUCCUGCAACUGAGGGCCCUUGCAGUGGCAUAAAUGAGGCUAAGUCUAGGUUUUCUGCUGGCGAUUCUGGGUUUCGAAAUCUUGGCCCUUACGAUGAAAAUACUGAUUUCAACUCUGAGAAGCAUGGAAAGAAUAAUAUUCCCUUGUUUCCUAAGGAUGAGAUACAAGAGGUGGGUGUGAACUUCCCAUGUGAUAACAUUGGUGCCACCCCUGUGUUAGAAGACAGAACUCAACAAAAUGGGCUUCUUCCUGAUAUAAAAGAAAAGCGGGAGGAGGAUGAACAUCAGAACCAGGAUGAUCGGAGGAUUGGUGGGCAGGUUGCAGAUGUUCUUACAGAUUGCAAUUCUGAGGUAAGGAGCCCAACAGAUCAAAUCAAAACCAGCUGCUCUGUUCAUGAAACGAUUGUAGAAGGAAGCAAGUUCACAUCUGAUUCUAUUCGCAAAUCUUUGCCUCACGGGAUUGACUCUGAGGGUUCUGCAUCUUGUAAAAAUAUUGAUAAAUUAGUGAUUGGGGAUUCAUCAACAGCUCAUCCUUUUGAGGAGAGUGUUCAGGUUACUGCCACAUUAACCGGACAAAAACCACUUUCUGUUAAUGAAACCGAAACAGUGGUGGAAAGAAAGGGGGUUGAUGGACCUGCUUCCUCUCUUAUUGAUAAGCUUCCAUGCCCAGAAAAUGCUGAUUCAACAAAAAGUAAGAUGAUUGAUAGCUCAGAUGGUCGAUGCCAAGACCAGACUGAAAGGAAUGGAUCAACCAUCCCUGCCACAAGCAACAAAGCAUAUCUUGCAUCAGUUUCCAGCACUCAUGGCAAGCCCAAUGGUGCAGAGACCGUAGGUUCGGGUGAUCGUGAUCAAAUGCCCACUGUACAUAGGGAAGCUGAGGCAUCUGCUAAAAUAUCUGCCGCUGAUGGAGAAAGAAAGGAGGAAGUUUCAGCUGACAUUUUGUCAUUUGCUACCACUACCGAGCAAGAUGCCGGGGCUAAGCUUGACUUUGACUUAAAUGAAGGUAUACUUGGAGAUGAUGUGAAUCAGGUUGAGCCAAUUUCAGCAGCUGCACCUGUUUACUCGCCUGCAAUAAGAAUCUCAAGUUUCUCAUCUCUUUCAUCUUCUUCGCCCAUUCUAAACGGAUCGCCAGCUCCCAUAACUGUUGCUGCUCCAGCGAAAGGAUCUUUUAUGCCUCCUGAAAAUUUGUUGAAGAGUAAGGGUGAACUGGGAUGGAAAGGCUCUGCUGCUACUAGUGCAUUUCGCCCUGCAGAGCCUAGAAAGGUUUUGGAGAUGCCGCUCAAUACUUCUGAUGUGCAGUCAUCGGACUCUACCACGACAAAGCAGGGACGUCCUCCAUUGGAAAUUGAUCUCAACGUUCCUGAUGACAGAUCUUUGGAAGAUGUAGCUUCUCAGAGCUCUGCUCAGACAACAGGUUCUGAGUCAGGUGUGAUUAGUAACCGUGAUUUACCUGCAAAAGCUGGUGGAGGACUUGAUCUUGAUUUGAACAGAGUUGAUGAAGGUGCAGAAAAUGGUCAGUUCUUGGCCAGCACCAACCAUCGAUUGGAAGUACCACUGUUGCCCACAAAGCCAGCGGCAAAUGGAUUCCCUAAUGGUGAGGUCUAUAUGUUAAGGGACUUUGAUCUUAACAAUGGACCUGGCAUUGAUGAUGUCGUUACAGAGCCACUUCCAAGAAGCCAAAAUAUGAAGAACAGUAAUAAUAUACCAUUUGUUCCUCCUAUUGUUGGUCUCAGAAUGAAUAAUGCUGAACUGGGAACUGGCUGGUUUCCAGCUGGUAACUCCUACCCGGCGGUUACUAUUCCAUCAUUCUUGUCUGAUAGAGAGCAAACUUACCCAAUGGUUGCAGCUGCAGGGGCCCAGAGGAUUUUGGGGACCGUAACCAAUGCCGGUUCGUUCGGAAGUGAUAUAUAUCGAGGACCAGUACUUCCAUCUUCGCCAGCCAUGGCUUUUUCGCCAGCUGCAACUGCAUUUUCUUAUGCUGGUUUUCCCUUUGGCUCCAGUUUUCCUUUGGUAUCUACAUCUUUCUCUGCUGGAUCAACAAACUAUGUUGAUUCUUCAUCUGGGGGACCAUACUUCCCUCCCAUCCCUUCUCCGCUUGUUGGAGCUGCAGGUGCUGUUUCAUCCCCUUAUGCCAGACCCUACAUGGUAAGUCUACCAGAAGGCAGUGCAGGUGGUGGAUCUGAUGGUAGUAGGAAAUGGGGGCGGCAAUGUCUAGAUCUCAAUGCAGGUCCGGGAACUGCAGAUGAAGUAAAAGACGACAGAGUGUCCUCAACAAGACAGCUUCAUGCUGCCAGCUCGCAGAGCUUCAUGGACGAGCAAGCAAGGCUAUAUCAAGUUGCAGGUGCUGUGUUAAAAAGGAAGGAACCAGAUGGCGGUUGGGAACCGGAAAGAUUCACUUUCAAGCAGCAGCCUUCAUGGCAGUAAUACCAGCGAUGAUAUUCGUCGGUGAUGGACGUGUGUGGUGAGCUACCAGCUAGAUUUUCUGUUCUCUCUCUCUUUUUGUUUUUUUUGGUUCUUCCCAUCACUCAAAAUAUGAUAGUGUUAAUGAUAUGUAUUUUAAUUCUAAUGCAUCUGGAUAAGUAAUACCUUGAAUUGCAGGCUCGGGAGUUUGCGGAUUGAAUCAAAAUUUUCUUUCUCACUAAGUUACACACACACUAGAUCAUAUCUGUCCUGGAGUUUGCCUCAAUGGUGUUAUUGGGCUCAUUCAGAUGGAAUCCUCGAUGUAAUUCUUGUAAAUGUUGAGAUACCAUGCUAUGCUAGAAACCAAUUUUUCAUGGAUCUGGUACUUUUUCUUUGUUUCCAUGCACCAAGCAAAAAACUCCAGCCAUGGUGAAGCUAGAGGAUGAGCUUCUACGACUGCCAUAGAGAAAGGUAACCGAAUUAAUUCUCCGAUUUCUCUUGGCCUCUUCCCAACUGUGACUGUAUUCCGAAGGUAUUCUGAACUGUACCUGGAGAUUAGGUGUUCUUUGUAGAUAUGUGACUUUAACAUGCUUGUUUGAGUUUCUUUUCUCCAGAAACUUUUAACUUGCCAACAAUGGCAAAUGCUGUUUUGGUACAUAUGCUUUCCAUCUGGAACACCCUCAAUGGCACAGAACUUACUUGACUGGAUCAUAUUGUAUGCACUGUGCUAAGAACAUAAGAAUAUUGUUUGUAUUUAUAGUUUAGAUUCCCUUCCCUGCUAAAUUUUGUCUCUCUCUCUCUCUCUCUCUCUCUCUCGUUUGUGUGUCGAUAUGAACAGAGAACCCAUGCUCACCUUUUCUGAAGAAUUACUCGUAUUUUCAGCU